Messenger RNA from Paramormyrops kingsleyae, 7503 nucleotides. RefSeq names its product A disintegrin and metalloproteinase with thrombospondin motifs 8-like. Lineage: Eukaryota; Metazoa; Chordata; Actinopteri; Osteoglossiformes; Mormyridae. Gene Ontology annotation, molecular function: metalloendopeptidase activity; zinc ion binding. Gene Ontology annotation, biological process: extracellular matrix organization; proteolysis. The record is from RefSeq and is a predicted model, not a curated record.
CAGCAUCUUAAAACAACAUCCCCUCCUUUGUGUCUUGUUUUCCUCUAUGGAAAAGAGCGUCUUCCUUUUAGUUUUUGUGUUCUGCAACAAUCAUACAGACAGACAUACUUAAGUUUUACAGCAUACAAAACCGAUUGUCAGUCUGGAUAAUUUAAAAUGGAUAAAUCUGCCGUGUAACCACCGAAAAAUCUACAUCAAUACAAAAUAUUUCUGCCAGGCAUUUCUUAUUAUUUUUGUCUUCUUAAUUGGUCAUUUUUAUCAGUUGUCAUAGCUAAAAUGCUAUUGACUAUAACUACUACAACGUAUCGCCGUUAUCCCCGUCUUCAUUAACAGGUUGUAAUCAGUUUGAUAUUCGCCCAGCGCCUGGGUAUCCCUUUCGAUGUGUUUUAGAUGUACUGGUUUAUUAUGGAAUCAAGAAAUAUGCAGUUUUACAUUAAAGCAAUACAUGAGGAAAAAAUAUUGGCAGCCAAUUGAAUCGUUCGGAAGACAUUUUUUCCCCCAAUAUGUAAUUUGAGCUAUUUUAAUAAAUAUCUACCGUAGAUGCAGAAAAAAGCAUUUGAGCAUAAUAAUAUGGGAUUGUAUAAGGCACGAAAUGAUCACAUCAGUGGUAUGAAUCUACUUGUUAUGAAUUUAAGUUGUGUUGGCUUCACAAAACGUCCUCUGUGGUUUCAAUGUAAAGGUGAUGGUAUCUUAUGAUGCCAAAAAAAGAAAACGGAAAAAGCAACAAUAUGGUCAAUAAAAACUAACAGAAAAUAUUUAAUUGCCAUUUGCUCAAUUAUGUUACACUGAUGUAGAUAUACUAACAUUUAUUCUAAUCUAUAAAGCAAAGAUUGUUGCUGAAAUUUCACAUUCAUUGAAAGACUGGGUGAUUUUCAAUACUAACAUGUUUUCUUCUUUCCAAACAUGUCUAAAAUGUCAGUAGAGAUGUUUAAUGAAAUUGUACACAUUUUUUUAAGUAUCGUUUUGGGCCUUUUUCUGGAUGUAUUUACACCUGGAAAGGAGGAAACGGAUUCGUUCUUUCUAUGCAACUGCGACCUCUGUUGUUCACAACCAGUCACGAUUACAAAAAUCAAGUUAGGACUUCUGCAAGUAAAUUGAUAAUAUUGCAUUUGGUCUUGACACUUGGGCAGCGUCACAAACUAUACGACCUUCACACUGUGCGGAAAUUAUUCUGUUUGCACAUGCUAAUUAUUUGACCUUGUAUUUUCAGUGAAACAAAUUCUUCUAUAUUGUAAGUCAACGGCUCAAUAUUUAAUUGAUCCAAUGUCGCCACCUAACGGCAAUGAGAAUACAUUGUUAGCAGUGGGAUGUUUGGACAAUAUGCGGGAUUAUUUCUGGAGUAUCGAAAUGGAGUUCUGAUUUUAUAUACCCUACAUCCUAACGUUUCACGUGAAACAUUCUGUAAUUACCAUAAAACCCUAUGUUAAACAGAGAGGAACUGCAAGGGUAUAUACGUUAUCUGGUUAUAUAUGUUAAAGUAUCGGAACACGAAGUUUACAAUAAAUUCAGAUUAAAGACACAAACAUGCUCUUUAUUGAAGAAUAAUACGUCAGCCUGCCUCUAAUCCAUAGUACAAUAAUCUAUUUUAACGGAGAUUAAAAAAUAUUUUCCCCUUGGGAGAUUUUGUUGGCGACUACUAAUUAAAUGUUCCAGCAGAAUGACGCGGGCCAGCCUUUCAGCGUGGGUGGUGUUGUGACACCUCACUCCGCUUUUUGAAUGUAACAUCUCUUGUGGUUUCCAGACCUCUGUCUCAGUACACAUACUCUUUCGACCCACUCUUGUUUUGCAUUUGUAAAAUAUGUUGGCAAGACAUGUUGACACUCCUCCAAGACCUUCGGGUUUGUUUUAUCUAUUGGAUGUCACUAACAUGUGUUUAUUAAGCAUCACAGCCGAAGAGCGCGCGCUGGAUAGCGUCAACAGAACGGCGAUGCUGUCAAAUUACGACUUUACGGGAUGGAGUACAGCACUUGCAAUUUCUCUUUUUCGCCUUGCAUAUACGUCGCAGCUACCGAUAAAACAGUUAUAAACACUGCAUAUUUGCGGUUCAUCUGUGUUGCUUCUCUAGCUGAAGUUUUUUUUUUCGCUCUCUCUCUCUCUUUCUCUCUCUUCUCUCUCUUGUAAAUGUAAAUGGAUUUUUGCGAAAGCGUUACUGAUGCGUGUACAAACUUUACUAAUAGUUGUCUGGAAGUCAGACUAUGGCUAGUACGGCGGAGGAGUGCCAGUCUGUUCUCAUUGGAUCACUUUCAUCCAAAAGAUUUUUUUUCAUGAAGUGCGAGUGGGAGGAGAGAGAGAAGUGGCGAGGAACAUCAAAAAUAAACCUCUAAUGUUUAAGCCAGAAGGUAUAAAUACCACAGCAUCAAGGACCCCUCACUGGCGCUGAGAAGUGGAAAGCUCAGGUUACAAAUGAAAUUGCAUUAGCUUUAAGUUAAGGCUCAGAGUAAUAUUUAAAUCAUAGACCAGGAGAAUUCAGGCAUCAGGUGCAUUUGUAAAAGGUCGUGGUCGAAAAAACUUGAAUAUAGUCUCAUAUGCAAGUAUAAAAAUCAACAGGCGGUCAAGCAGUUGUGCGUGUACGUUUUGUCAGCGAAUAAAUGUAACCUUACUACACAUUUUCGGAUAUAGGUGUUCAUUUUGUUGUAUUUUUUUUAUUUUAAAAUUAGUUAUUAAAACUAUAGGCCCUUUUGACAUAAAGUCUACACGUUGAUUUUUAAAAAAUGAGUUCAGUUAUAGCUAUAAUAUUUCUUGCGUUUUCUACUCGUUUUGCACUUGCCGACUUUUUCGAAUCGGAGGAAAUUAUACCUCUGAGAAUAAAUGAGAGGAAUAGCGGUCGCUUUUGGACACGGAGCGAAGACCGGGUGAGUUUCAGAAUUGCCGCUUUCGGUAAAGAGUUCACUCUGAAUUUGACUCCGGAUGAGAGUUUCUUAGCCCCAGCAAUUAAGAUCCACCGAAUUAGAUCAAACUCCCUGCCCAAGACGUCGGACUUCCGUGCGGAUCAAGAAGAAAUCCUACAUCCUCCUGGUCACCGCGCGUCUGACAUUCUCAGAUACAUUAACGAGACAGAUGCGGUCGGGACCAGUUUGAAAGGCUGCUUCUAUUCGGGGACUGUAGACUCAAAGCCGGACUCUGUAGUUGCUGUCAGUAUUUGUUACGGGAUCUACGGAUCGUUUAUAACAGAUGGAGAUGAAUAUCUCAUCGAGCCUCAGACUGGCAGCGGGAGAGCCGAAUCGUCCCAGAUGCAGCCGCAUGUCGUUAAAAAGCGGGUACAAGAAAUACUCAUCGACCGAAAGGAAGACGAGCAAAGGGGACAAGGAGCUCCGAUUUUAUCGGGGGAGAUGCGCGCAUCGCCGGUGCCAAGAGAGAAGCGCUUCGUGUCCGCGGAGAGGUACAUAGAAACUUUGGUGGUGGCAGAUUCAACGAUGGCACGUUUCUACGGGGACGACCUGAAGCACUACCUUCUGACCCUGGUCAGCAUGGCGGCCCAGGUCUACAAGCACCCCAGCCUUAAGAACUCAGUCAGCCUGGUGGUGGUGAAGAUGCUGGUGGUGGAGGACCAGGAGGCGGGGCCCAGCGUUUCGGCCAACGGCGACCUGACCCUCCGCAACUUCUGUGCCUGGCAGCAGCUGUUUAACCCCAGGAGCCAGCGGAACCCUGAGCACUACGACACGGCGCUCCUGUUCACCCGACAGGACAUCUGCGGGCACCACAGCUGCAGCACCCUGGGGGUGGCCGACGUGGGCACCAUGUGUGACCCGAAAAGGAGCUGCUUCGUCGUCGAGGACAACGGCCUGCAGACCGCCUUCACUGUAGCCCACGAACUAGGUCACGUGCUCAGCAUGCCGCAUGACGACUCCAGGAACUGCGAGAGAAAGUUCGGGCACCUCGGCGGACACCACGUGAUGGCCCCCGUGUUCGAGGACCUCAGCAAAGCCCUGCCCUGGUCGCCCUGCAGCGCCUACCAUGUCACAGAGUUCUUUGACGCGGGUCAUGGGGACUGCCUAUUGGAUGCACCUGAGAAUAGCCUCCCCCUGCCCAUUGAGCCGCCAGGCCUGACAUACAGCCUGGACCGCCAAUGCCGGCAGGCCUUCGGCGAGACGUUCCGCCACUGUGCCAACGUGACCGACGUGGACACAUGCGGCCAGCUGUGGUGCCAGGAGGCAGGCCAGGCUCAGUGCGCCACCAGGAAAGGCAGCCUGCCUUGGGCAGAUGGUACGCCGUGCGGCACCCAUGCCUCCUGCCUGGACGGCUCGUGCGUGGAGGCCAACUGGCCAAAGCUCCGCCCUCAGACCACCAUAGACGGAAGCUGGGGAUCCUGGGGCCCGUGGGGUCUCUGUUCCAGGACCUGCGGUGGGGGCGUGGAGUUGUCUCACCGGGAGUGCACUGACCCAGAACCCCGGAACGGAGGCAGGUACUGCGUGGGACAGCGAGUCAAGUACCAGUCCUGCAACACUGAAGCCUGCCUGGAAAACAGUGGUAAGAGCUUCAGGGAGGAGCAGUGUGAGAGGUACAACAACCUGGGCCAGAUAGACGGAAGCGGGAACACGAAGCGCUGGAUCCCGAAGUAUGCCGGCAUCUCGCCCCGGGACAGGUGCAGGCUGGUCUGCAGGGCCAGGGGCAGCAGCGAGUUCCGGGUGUUCGAGGCCAAGGUCGUCGAUGGCACCACAUGCGGUCUGGACACCACGUCCAUCUGCGUCCAGGGCCAGUGCGUCAAAGCGGGAUGUGACCUGGUGAUCGGCUCCAGUGAGAAGCUGGACAAGUGCGGCGUGUGUGGGGGCGAUGGGUCCAGCUGCAGGAAGGUCACCGGCUCCAUGAACCGGGCCGUAUACGGCUACAAUGAUAUCGUGACCAUCCCAGCUGGUGCCACCAACAUCGACAUCAAACAGCGCAGUCAGCGCGGGACGGAGCAUGACGGCAACUACCUGGCCGUCAUGGCGGAAGACGGAGCCUACAUCCUGAACGGGAACUUCUCCGUGUCCACCGUGGAGCAAGACGUCCCAGUGAGAGGGGCUUUCCUACGGUACAGCGGGUCCUCCACCACGCUGGAGCGUAUCCAGAGCUUCCACCAGCUUCAGGAAGGUGUCACCAUCCAGCUGCUGUCCACAGCCGGCGAGGCAUCUCCGCCCAGAGUCAAGUACAGCUUCUACCUCCCCAAGGGCGUCUCCUUCAGCAGGGCCGGCGAAAAGAGGGUGUCGCCACACACCAUCCAGCCAAUCGGCAGGUCUGAGUGGAUCAUGGGGGAGUGGUCUGAGUGUUCUAAGACCUGUGGGUCAGGGUGGUCCCGGCGAGACGUGGAGUGCAGGGAUGAGAGAGGCCUCCCCACCUUCGUCUGUGACGAGGGCCUGAGGCCCACCGAUAUCCGGCCCUGCGGCGACUUGCCCUGCCCCGUGUGGCAGAUGGGACCUUGGUCCUCCUGCUCACGUAACUGCAGGCAUGGUGAGCGCCGGCGUGCCGUAUUCUGCACCGACUACACCGGGAAGACCGUGGAGCCCGAGAGGUGUGACCUGGCCAAGAAGCCGACACCAGUCUCCGUGGAGUGUGCUCACCAGGAGUGCUGAACAUCCGACCCCACAGCCAAGCAACGGGAGGAUGAAACACGUGGGAUGGGCCUGCUAUUGUUAGCCUGAUCGGAGCUCAUGGAGGUUCUACUUUCACAAAAAUGUGCUGAGGGUAGAGUGGAAAAUGAUUGGUUCAGAGAGAUAGCCAUUCAUAUUGUAGAGGAGGUGGGUCCAAGCAACUAGAAGAGGUGGGUCCAAGACAUCUGAUUGGUUGAUCCCACCUCCUCUAGUUGCUUGGACCCACCUCCUCUACAAUCUGAUUGUUUCUGAACCAAUAUUUUUUUUAUUCUGCCCUCAGAACAUUUUUGUAAGUAAAAAUCCCAUGAGCCUGAUCAGAGGAUCAAGUGCUGUGGCUGGUGAUUCUCGCUAAUAUUUUUAACCACUAUUAACAGUUCUGCCGGUUUGAGAUCUACCUCAAAGGAUGUAAAAUUGCUGAGUAACAUUAGAUGACAAUAUUUCAAUUAGUUUGUUUAUUUGUAUUGUAAAGGGAAGCUACUGAGACACAGUUGUACCAUACCUCCACCAUCCCUUUACAGGAUAGCUGCCCCCCCAGAACAACACAAAUUUCAAAUUCAACCACAGAAAACUGGAACAAUGUAGCGCCUUAAUAAAUGGAGAAAGGUAAACUUUUAUUUAACACUUAAAACAAAAGCACAAGAAAAACAAAUUUUAAAAUGAGAAAAGCCACUUAAUGUAUCACAAAACGAACUUUGGUUUCAUAGCUGUUCAUAUAUAAUAUAUAUUACUAUAACAGAACAAAACAUUUUCUGUACUCAUGGGGGAUUCAAACAAAAACAAAACAUAAUGUAAUUUAGUUCUGGCUAAAUUAUAAACCACAGAAAAAAGCAACAGAGUAUUCAAUACAUUUGUACAUAAGUAAUUCAACUCGCAAAGCAAAUACAGAACCUUAAUAGUUUUUUGCGAUCAGCGAACACUAACUGAUAGUUACAUCAGCCACAAAUGAGUUCCCAAUUAUACGCACAGCUUAGUAAGAGCAGAAGAAGCGCAUACGCAUUUGAGGAGAACAAGUGACAGAAUUCUCCGGACAGGGCUCAGGAGGGAUUCUAUCAAAUAACCCCAAAUAAGCAGUUUAACUAACAAACCGUAGUAUGCUGUGCCUGUUACAAUGUCACUCCUCCCCCAAACGAUUCCUAAAACAAACAGCAACUAUGUGUAUAGGUAUUUAUAUACAAUCAUGUAUUUAGGCAACAAUAAGUUACACUUGUUUAACUAAACCAUCAGACUGUAGAAAUGUUCCCUUGCAGCAUUCUUAGAGCUCUGUGUUGGCAGGGUAAGCGUGGGCCAACCGACGGAGUGUGAGGAUGGUAUAAUCCCGACGUGAUCCUUAUGAACGGAGGUCGCGUAAAAUUAGAUAUGCUUCAAUCCAGAGUACGUGACACGUGGAACUGAAUAUAGUUCAGCCUGUAACCAGCUCCUUUUGGUUUUUCGUCAGGGGAUCUGAUCUCAUGCAUCCAUAUAAAAUUAGAAUACACCCUUUCUUUACUUUCAAGGGUAAAUCUAACCAUUAAGUGGAGAGAAGUUACGAAUUGAUCGAAAGUGCAACGUUGAGGCAUUAUGCUCACACCCACGGGCAUGUUGGUAACGGCAUCUAAAAUGUUUAUUGUUUGCUUUUUUUGCUGCAUGCGGAAACAUUUUCCAGAUUAUUCACUCACGUUGAAUUUUAGGUUAGUAUUGAUUUGUAAUUUAUUUCUAGACAUUUUGUGAUGUAGCAUUCCAGUAACUGUACAUUAGGAAUGUAAGGGAGAAAAUAUCAGCAUGAUAUUCCUUCAGUGAAGGCUUGUACUAUGUAAUAUUAAAGCUUCCUCUUAAAGCUAUUUAUUUUUGUAUAGUUUCUACAUUUUUAUGUGUAAUAUUUUUCUAGAUGCUGCUGUCUUUCAGAAUUAUAAGUGAUAAUCGAGAUGUACAAAUAAAAUAAACACGUGAAGAAAAUGUU